Messenger RNA from Cryptomeria japonica (Japanese cedar), 2987 nucleotides. RefSeq lists its product as uncharacterized. The transcript is spliced from 9 exons. Gene Ontology annotation, biological process: translational initiation; formation of translation preinitiation complex. Gene Ontology annotation, molecular function: translation initiation factor activity. Lineage: Eukaryota; Viridiplantae; Streptophyta; Pinopsida; Cupressales; Cupressaceae. The coding region runs from base 464 to 2308 and encodes 614 amino acids. The record is from RefSeq and is a predicted model, not a curated record.
GUUAUUUGUCUUCUGGUGUUUUAUAACAUGAUUAAUUUCAUAGAAAUUCAGCUAUUUUCAGCUCUUUGCGAUGGCUGAAACGAUGUUUUUUUUUAUAAUUUAGGGAGAGUGUUAUUAUUUCUUUAUUAUUGUUUUUAAAUCUUUAUUAUUAAUUAAAUAUUAUGUAAAUUUGCUGCGAGAUCUUUCUUUCUUCCUUGAAUUACCGUCGUCGUUUGACCGACAGACGUUUACUUCUUUUGACAUUCCAUUUAGCAUAAUCUUGCUCCUCACGAAAUAUUCACAAAGAAUAUUGUUGAACUUUAGGCACUGGCCUUGUAAUCUUUGGCAGCGAUAAGGUUGUCAUUUACUGUUAGGGUUUGCUGAAGCAUUUAAGUGCGAGUAUUUUGUCGAGUUAGGCUAUCGAUCAAGAGGCGUGGCAGCGAUACAGUUGAUUAAGGUUUAAGGGGUUUUGGUUGGAGUAAUCAUGUUCAAGAAGGCCAGCGAUGUUAAAGCUCUACAAAGGCUAUCUGGUGCGGACCGAAAGAAGCUGAGGCGGAAUAUUCACGAAAGAUUACCAUUCGCAUCAGACGCAGAUUUUGACGUCAUUCUUCCGCCCAAGGCAGAAAUAACAAUCACAAAGCUCACAAAUCGCGUGCAUGUAUAUGCAGUGGAAGGAGGACCUCCAAUGAUUUUUGAUGUUGAUGGACGAGGAGCUGACAUUUUUCCAACAGUUUAUGCACUCUGGAAGGUGCCAACACUCCUACCCUCAUUUGUGCUCAAAGGUGGGGAAGUUUCACGCUAUAUUAUUGGUGGAGCAGACUUGAUGUUUCCUGGUAUUGGUAUCCCUCCAGAGGGAUUGCCUUCUUUCUCAGUUGGGGAGGCCUGGUCAGUUAAAGUUCCAGGAAAUGCUUAUCCUAUUGCUGUAGGAGCUACUUACAUGAGUAGUGCAGAAGCAUCCAAAGCUGGGUUACGUGGGAAAGCUUUGCGCAUCACACACUAUUAUCGAGAUACUUUAUGGGAGUCUGCAGAAGGCCGAUACAUACCCAAUGAAGGAUUCCUAGAAGAUAUAGUUGUAGAAGAUCCUGCACAUUUUGCAGCUUCUCAGACAACAGAGACACCUGAAUCUAAGGCCUUAAAUUCUCUAGAACAUAUACAACAGGGAAGUGGUAAUGGUGGUGACGUAUAUGUGCAGGAUGGAGCUGAGCUUGAUCCUGAUGAUGAAACAAAAGUACAGCCGAAUGAUAAGAAUGAGCCUUCAGAACAGGUUGCUAAAGACCUGGAGGAAUUAAAGGUGGCUGAUAAUAUUGAAGAAGAAGCAAGUAGCGGCAAAGGUCAGUCAGCUUCAAUGACUGUAGAGGAGGUAGAUACUCUUUUAGACAAGUGUUUGCUUCAAGCACUGCAUACAACUGUGAAAGAUAAAGAUCUUCCCAUGCCUGGAAGCACAUUAUGGUCAAACCAUAUCCUGGCCUGCAGGCCACCAGGAAUCACACUAGACAUCAAGAAAUCAUCUCACAAAAAGCUUUCCAAGUGGUUACAGGCAAAAUCUUCUCAUGGAUUGAUUUCAGCGAAGGAAGAUAAACAUCGAAAGGAAGUGAUGUUGCUUGCUGUAAAUCGUGGAAACCCAGACUAUCAAGCAUUUAAGCCUGAGAAGAAAAAAGCUGUUCUUACUGAGGCACCUGAUACCACUCAAAGUGAUGUUGCUCGGUCACAAAUGCAACUCGAAGUUAUUGAACUUUGGAAAUCUACAACCCAUGUUAAUUCUAUCCUGGAAGCCGUUGGAGCAAACCCAAACCAGUUUUAUACUGCAUUAGAGGCCACUGAUAUUGUUUUUUCCUAUGUUGAGAAGGAAAAAUUAGUAAAGCCAGAUAACAAGUCUAUGAUAGUGCUCAAUGCUACUUUAUGUGAUGCUCUUUACAAAGGAACAGUGAAAAAGGGUUCAAUGUAUCCCACAGAGAUCCACAAGAAAGAUCUGGGUCCAAUGUUUUUGAGCCGCAUGCAAUCUAACCACCGAGUGACACGAGGAAAUGAAUCAGUUGUGAGAAAGGGUGGACUCAAAACUAUUCAGAUAAUGACUGAGCGAAGGCAAGGAAAUAAAAAGGUUACAAAAGUUUCAGGCAUAGAGUCGUUUCUAAUUGAUGCAGAUGCUUUAGCCUCUGAAUUGCAAAAAAAGUUUGCUUGCAGCACUUCAGUUGCAGAACUGCCAGGUAAAAAGGGACAAAAUGAGGUGCUUGUUCAAGGUGGAGUUUUAGAAGACUUAGCAAGACAUUUAGUUCAACAAUAUGGAAUUCCCAAGAAAUAUAUAGAAGUUCUUGACAAGACAAAGAAAUGAGUUGCUUGUAUUGCUAUAUUGCUCUGCCUGUAUUUGUUUACAGAGUUAUUAUGUAGCCUUGAUGCACAGAAGGAUGCAUAUCUGCAGAUGUUCAGUACCAUAGUUCAGGGGGGUUUCUGAAGAUCAAUGAGAUAUCAGAAUCAAUUUAUACAACUGUAUUUUCAGUUUGGUAUUCUCAUAUGGUACAUUUCAUCUUUUCUCAACCAUUUGAUUAUAUAAACAAAUAAAAUGUUUCCUUUCUAAAGAGUGUACAUAAUUGAAAAUAAUUUUUUCAAAAGACAUAACCGUGUGGGUUGGCUGUUUUUUCUAUCAGCGUAUGCAUGAGGUGGUCAACUAUCUAUUUAGUGUAAAUUUAAAGGAAGGAGCUUAGGAGACAGCUUGGUCUUUGUAGGUGCUGAUGGUGAUUGGCUUAUCACUGCAAUGCACUGUUCUACCAAUAAAAAUAAUGCUGGCUUUUUGGAUAUUACAAUUUGCAACAAAAUGUUUGCAAAUGCCUCCUGCCGUCAUUGAUUAUAACUUUCUUGCAGAUGAGAAUACUUUCGUAGACCCUGACCACCUUGCAUGUUUGUUUGAAGUAUUCUCCCUAUAUUAUUAAAAUAUGAUCCUCUGAACUUAAAUGCAAGUGGUGUCGGAAACUUGAUUAUUAUGUAAUCACUUUUCUUUAAAAAAUUUGAUGAUA